CACGUGGGCAUGGUCUCGGACUGUCGGUCUCGCUCAGCCGUAAUUACGUCACAGUAGCUGCGUAAAGAUGUCUCCCUCAACGUACAGCUCCAUCUACUGGCUAAUACUGCACUGCGUGAUCGCUCUAGCGCAAUCAGGAGACGCUAACGCAGAAAAAUCCAACUCGACGCCGUAUCCUUCGUCAUCGACGGACGCCAUUUUGUGCUGGGAAUGCCGGGAUUCGUUUAGGAAGGCCUACAACGCUGCCAGCGCGUGCUUGCAGAAGCCAGUACUGUUCAAUAGCACUCACUACGUGCAAUGUCAAGAGUCCUACCGAUUUUGCCAGGUGGAGCGGGUGGAGGUCAACGGGGUCAUUGUCAACAUCCGGCGCGGCUGCGCAGACGAGUGCGUCGUUGGGUGUCGCACGAGCGGCUACGGCAUCACGACGCAUCGCUGUCUAUCCUGCUGCAACACGAGCCUCUGUAACGUCGGUAAUGCCGCCGUCGGCCGCAGCGCGGCGCCACGCAUCGCCGCUCCUCCUGUCGUUGGCGCGCUGAUUGUUCCAAUGUUGGCCGCCGGCGUGAUGACGUGUUCGAUGAGUGGCCACUCUCAGCCGUUAGAUUUUAUCAUGGCGGUGCUCGCAGUCGUUGCCAAGGUUACGAAACAUGUCACAGUGACAUUGUGA
This is a messenger RNA of Priapulus caudatus, 664 nucleotides long. RefSeq lists its product as uncharacterized. The coding region runs from base 68 to 664 and encodes 198 amino acids. The record is from RefSeq and is a predicted model, not a curated record. NCBI's taxonomy places the organism in Eukaryota, Metazoa, Priapulida, Priapulimorpha, Priapulimorphida, Priapulidae. The transcript is spliced from 3 exons.